AUGACCACUACCAAAAAUACUCGAAGGUCAGAUAUUCCAGUUUUCGAUUUUAAACAAAAAUGUUUGUUAUGCGAGGGGGAUGCAUCUGACGAGUUUUUAAAAAAAGAAAUUAAAAAACCUGUUCAAAAACGUGAUCGGGUUCAUUGUGUUGAAACACUAGUUUUCAAGGACAGUCUUUUGGAAACUGCAAGGGACAGAAAUGAUAAAUGGAGCAGUGAUGUUAUUCUCCGUGUUAGUAAUGUUUCCGAUCUUGUUGCAGCUGAAGGUAGAUAUCACGGUGCUUGUGGUAAACAUUUUUUUAAACGUAUUUCCACUCAGCAAAGCUCUAAAGGUCGACCAGAAAACGUCGAAGUAACAGCUGCCUUUGAUUGUGUGUGUAAUUAUAUUGAAAACAAUGAAGAUCAAUGUCAAUUUUCAUUACGGGAAAUUCUCAAUGACUACAAAGGAUAUAUACCAACCGAAAAAAUUCUAAAAAAAAGACUUAUUGAUAAAUAUGGCCAGGAAAUUGUGAUAGCUACUGGAAUAAAGCCAGUAAUUUGUUUUCGUAAUACUGGCUACACAAUUUUAACAGAUAAUUGGUACAAUUCGAAAAAACAAAAUGUAGAAGAAGAACGUCUCCGUAUUGUUAAAGCAGCUGCUGAUAUAAUCCGAGAGGAUAUCAGAUCGAUGGUUUACGAUUUACGCAAUUAUCCUACACCAGAAACUUUUCUUGACAACGUCGAAAAUGAUGUUCCGAAUUCACUUCAAAUGCUUUUUAAUUCAAUUAUUAAAAAAAAAAAAUGUACUGAUGAAGACAAAUGCAAAACCACUACCCUUUCAAUUGCACACUCCAUAAUUGCUGCGACUAGGCCAAGAUCUUUUCUUUCUCCAAUACAAAUAGGUCUUGGAACAUUAAUAUAUAAAAAAUAUGGGUCAAAAGAACUCUUAGAUGUUAUAUCCACCCUAAUUUUUGCAGUUCUUACAAUAGUAUCAGGCUAUUUGAGAUGUCCUGCUUAA
This is a messenger RNA of Macrosiphum euphorbiae (potato aphid), 996 nucleotides long. The record is from the annotation of a GenBank genome assembly. Lineage: Eukaryota; Metazoa; Arthropoda; Insecta; Hemiptera; Aphididae.